UAAAUGGACGAAUUUUGAAGGACAAAACAACUUUCUGAAAAAUCAGUUAUUUUGCUUCAGUAUGGUGCAGUAACUUAGUAAGGACUCUGAGCGCCGCUGUUCACCAACCACGGGGAAAAUGGUGCAGUAAGAUCUGCCAGAGGCACCGAGCUUUUACAGUACAAAGAAACACCAGAUUGAGACAAAUUCUCUUCCAAGCCGCAUCAAACUCAGGUGUCUAUUAUAAAUUCUAGGCUUCUUUUAUCAAUAUAAAGGAUUUCACGCUGAUACACAUCCAGAAGCAUAAGAGGAGAUAUCCCAGUGUCUAACAAGAUAGGCAGGACAACAAUGGCGACUCCGCAGAGAGGUCAAGACUACAGAGGAUUCAUCCUGCUCUCCAUCCUCCUGGGGACCCAGAGGGAAGCUUGGGCAGGACAUAUUUUCUACUCUUUGCCGGAGGAGACAGACACAGGGUCUUUUGUGGGUAAUAUCGCUAAGGAUCUGGGUCUGGAGCCCCUGGAACUGGCAGAGCACGGAAUCCGAAUCGUCUCCAGAGGUAGGAUGCAGCUUUUUGCUCUGAAUCCGCGAAGCGGCAGCUUGGUCACUGCGGGCAGAAUAGACCGGGAGGAGCUCUGUGCUCAGAGUGCACAGUGCCUGGUGAACUUUAACAUCCUGAUGGAUAAAAUGACUCUUUACCCUAUAGAAGUGGAAAUAAUAGAUGUUAAUGACAAUGCUCCUAGAUUCUUGACGAAAGAAAUGACUGUAAAAAUAGUGGAGAACACAGCUCCUGGGGUGCGGUUUCCCUUAAAUGAGGCUAGGGAUCCAGAUGUGGGCACGAACUCCCUCCAGAGCUACCAGCUCAGUCCCAAUGACCACUUCUCCCUGACUGUGCAGACUGGAGAUGAUGGAGCUAAAUAUCCAGAAUUAGUGCUGGAAAGGGUGCUGGAUCGAGAGGAAGAGGCUGUUCACCACCUACUCCUUACAGCCUCUGAUGGCGGCGACCCACCCCGAUCGGAAACUGCCCACAUCCAAGUAACAGUGGUGGAUGUGAAUGAUCAUGCGCCAGUCUUCUCUUUGCCUCAGUACCAAGUAACUGUCCCUGAGAAUGUGCCAGUGGGCACAACAUUGCUCACGGUACACGCUGUUGACUUGGAUGAGGGAGUCAAUGGGGAAGUGACAUACUCUUUCCGGAAAAUAACUCAAAAAAUUCUACAGAUAUUCCAACUGAACUCUCAUACCGGAGAAUUAUCAACUUUAGAAGGCCUAGAUUAUGAAGAGUCCAGCUACUAUGAAAUGGAAGUUCAGGCUCAGGACGGUCCUGGUAGUAUGACACGGGCUAAAGUAAUUAUCACAAUUUUAGAUGUGAAUGACAAUGCCCCAGAAGUGACUCUAACAUCUGUAAGCAACUCAGUCCCUGAAGACACUCCUCCUGGAACAAUAAUUGCUCUUUUCUACCUUCAAGACCGAGAUUCCGGGAAGAAUGGUGAGGUGACCUGCACUAUUUCAGAAAAUCUGCCUUUUAAGUUAGAAAGAUCAAUAGAUAAUUAUUAUAGGUUGGUGACUGCGAAAAACCUAGACCGGGAAAAACUCUCUGUGUAUAAUAUCACACUGAAAGCCACAGAUGAUGGAACCCCACCCUUGUCCAUGGAAACUCACAUCUCAGUGAAUGUGGCAGAUACCAACGACAACCCACCUGCCUUCCCCCACUCCUCCUAUUCUGUCUACAUUCCUGAAAACAACCCCAGAGGUGCCUCCAUCUUCUCUGUGACUGCACAUGACCCGGACAGCCAUGAGAAUGCCCAAGUCACUUACUCCCUGUCUGAAGACACGCUCCAGGGGGCACCCCUGACCUCCUAUGUGUCCAUC
Messenger RNA from Suricata suricatta (meerkat), 1845 nucleotides. RefSeq names its product protocadherin gamma-A7-like. The annotation marks the transcript as partial. Lineage: Eukaryota; Metazoa; Chordata; Mammalia; Carnivora; Herpestidae. Gene Ontology annotation, molecular function: calcium ion binding. The transcript has a single exon. Gene Ontology annotation, biological process: homophilic cell-cell adhesion. Gene Ontology annotation, cellular component: plasma membrane. The record is from RefSeq and is a predicted model, not a curated record.